Entamoeba histolytica HM-1:IMSS is the source of this 1170-nucleotide messenger RNA. RefSeq lists its product as uncharacterized. The record is from RefSeq and is a predicted model, not a curated record. NCBI's taxonomy places the organism in Eukaryota, Evosea, Mastigamoebida, Endamoebidae. The transcript has a single exon. The coding region runs from base 1 to 1170 and encodes 389 amino acids.
AUGGUUAUUACUCUAACUAAUAAAUUUUUACUUAUUGAUAGAAGAAUUAUUUCUCUUAAUACCUCUAAUGAAGUCUAUGAACUUCUUAUAACGUUACUUGACAAAGAAUGUCUUGCUGUAAAAAGAAAAUUAUUUCAUUUAGACCCAAUUUACCUUCAUGACUUUGGAUAUAAGCAAUAUGACCAAUUCAUAAUUCCAUGUUUAAAUUCAUUUAUUCUUGAAAAGGAUUUAGAAAAAGAAAAUAAUAUAACUAGUCUUUGUUGUAUCCAAAAUCAAGUGAUUUGUAAUAAUUUAGAUAAUGCAAUUCAAUACAGACAAUUUAUUAUUAAUUACAUUUGUCAAACACUUCAAAUAGAUAAAAUAGUUAUUCCUCAAGGUUUAAUUCAAUGGAUUGAAAUUAGUGUAAAAAAUCAUUUUAUAGAAACUGAAGGAUGUGAUGUAAAAAUUUAUAAUUCUUGCUGUGUUUAUAAAAGUUUCUAUUUAUGUGAAAUACUUCAUUUUAUUAAAACAAAUAAAGACUUGUUAUUUUCUCAACUACAAAACUUGACAAUUAGUUCUGUUCAAUUACUUCAUAAACCAUUUAAAUGGCAUAAAGAAUCAAUCAAAUCUAUUGUAAAAAGUAUGGGAAUAAUAUUAUCUGAUUUUGAUAUUUCAGAUACAUACUUUGAUCACCCAAAUAGUAUUCAUGGAUUAAUUCAUACAUAUAGAGUUGUAUUAUUUUCUUUAAUUAUUGGCUAUUACACAAAAAACAGAAGAUUUGGUUUAUUGGCUUCAUGUGGUUCUCUUAUUCAUGAUAUGGCAAGAAAAAGAGAUGGAAUUUGUACUGAACAUGGUUCAUUAGCUGCAAAAACAAAAUUUAAUUUGUUAAAAAAUCAUAUCGUAAACUAUUCUAUUUCAGAAACAGAACAAAACUAUAUCAAGAAUGCUGUUAUUAAACAUUGUACAGGAGAAAGUAAACCAAAUGAAGAUGACUAUAUUGUAGUUUCGAUACUCAAAGACUCAGAUGCUCUUGAUAGGUGUAGAGUUGGUGAUUUAGAUCCAAAUUAUCUUAGAUUUAAGGAAUCAAAAAAACUAACUCAACUAAGUGAGUAUAUUUGUAUUAAAACGCUGGAACUAGGGAAUAUUUCAUUUACUCAUUUCAUAGACAUUGUUAAUGAUUUUAUUAAUUGA